AUGAGCAUUGUUUCUGCUUCGUCCACUCCACACGUUCUUGACAUGCUGCCAGCAACUGGUGUUCGCAUUACGAUUGACCACCCAACAAGGAAUGUGCAGCUCGAUCAAUUGUCAACCAUCGUACACGAUUGCGUUCAAACGCUUGUGUCAGCCCUUCAUUCGAGAGCAUCGCUACUUGCUAAUUGUGGACAGCUGAAUGACGCCAUGAGCGAUGCAGCAGCCACCAUGAGUAUUGCGCCUACUUCACCCUUUGGCUAUCUCUGUGCAGGAAGAAUCUUUUCUUAUCGAGGACAACACGCGUCAGCUAUCAAGAUCUAUGACGAUGGGUUGCAACACGUACCAAGACUACAUGAUCAGUAUGCGCAGCUCUUAUCAGCAAAAGCGGUUUCACAACAAAAGAUCAAUACGCGUAUCGACUUUUUCAGCUGGUUGCCAUUGGAGAUAGUGCUUUCAAACCUUAUCCCAAGGAUUUUCGAUGGUCAGACCGUGGUCGAUAUUGGAAAAGAAGGACGUUACUUGGACGUGUCUCGUACAUGGCGGGAGAGGAUAGCAAUGGCAGACGGUUUCACGUUUCGUGUUGGCACUUUCCCAAGGUCUUCGUCUAAGGGUUUAUCAGCAAAGGAAUAUGACCAGCUAUUGGAUAUGGCACCUUAUAUCAAGUCAUUUGCUGUGUGGGGUCUUCAUGAAGGAAUAGCGGAUCAUCUAACAGGUGGCACCACGUUUACAGCACUGAAGAAAUUACAUGUUGACGGCGUUCAUUCACGACCACUCAUCAGAUUGCUACCACUUUUAAAUGCAUUGGGCGCAUCAAUGACACAGCUCACUAUGGACUAUGGAUACUCAUGUACAUCUGAAACGCCAUACCGACUAUGCGAUUAUCUCGAAGCAUGUCCGAAUCUGGCAGCGCUAUCGAUUUCAAAUGGAGGAUUUGAUACGUCCUUUGUAUUUUCUCAGUACCCAAAGCUCAAAAAACUGGACCUCAGCAAUGCCAACGUAUCGAUGGAUGAGGAUACAAUGUAUGCAUUCCUUCGACCGCUUCCUCAACUACGCCUGUUGAGCAUCAUACCCACGCCAAGUUCUUCCAUCUUGCCAGCCAUUCAACAAGCAUGCCCAUUAUUACAGCAACUCGUCUUUUCAAAUACGCUACCUCGUUUUCUCCCUGAUAUUGGUGACAUACAAGACGAUGAUAGUGGAUUACGUGUAUUGGCUGUGAGGGAUCCGGGAAAAAGAAAAAGAUUCAGGGGCGAUGAUAUGAUGCGAUACGUCGUGGAGCAUAGUGAUACUAUUGAGAGCAUCGACAUUGGAGCCGGCUUUGAAUUUUCAUCAAGCCUCCUAUUGCAAGAAGAGAUGAACAUCGAAAUGACAUUUAUGCGACUGCGCCAAAUAUCGUAUCCUUCCCAUGUCGACGAGUGUUACAUCCCUUUGAUCGUUUGGUUACUACAGCAUGCUCCUCAACUGAGAUCAGUGGAUACCAUAUAUGGAGAUUUGCAGGCGCCUGUUUUUCAAGAGCUCAUGAACCCAAACCAUCAACAUUUUACGAGGAUUGGAUUAAAGGCAGAUGGGUCUUCGCAAGAGAAUGAGAAGCGCUUUAUACAACACCAUAUCAGUUGUGGCCAUCAAUCGAACGUGGAAGUGAUCCAUAUCGAAGUCGUGAAGCACUCGCUAUCAGAUUCAUGGAUCCUAUUGAUUACGCAACUUACACAAUUGAGGCAGCUUGAAGUUUGCUGUAAAGGAUCCUCGGUAAUGGGUGACGUUCUAGUACCCUUUAUCUCCAAGAUCGCUUCUGGUUGCCCUGCAUUGGAGCGCUUUACAUGGAUGUCGCCAGAAUCACCUGUUGACUACAAAAUUAUCAGCAUCAUAUCGUGUCAUACCAAUCUCAAGACCCUUAUCAUCAAUAGCACUCAUUUGAGUGGUGAUCCAUCGUCGCUACCUUCCUUUAUACAACGUCUUCAACGCCUGCAAGAAUUUCAUCUCGACCUUUAUUUGUUGGACGCUGAAAUUUACGCUAUAUUCAAGAGCUCAACAUUCGAAUUCGUAUACACACAGAGAACGAGGCAUCACCACUAA
Messenger RNA from Lichtheimia ornata, 2067 nucleotides. RefSeq lists its product as uncharacterized. The coding region runs from base 1 to 2067 and encodes 688 amino acids. NCBI's taxonomy places the organism in Eukaryota, Fungi, Mucoromycota, Mucoromycetes, Mucorales, Lichtheimiaceae. The record is from RefSeq and is a predicted model, not a curated record. Gene Ontology annotation, molecular function: protein binding. The transcript has 2 exons.